This is a messenger RNA of Drosophila takahashii, 831 nucleotides long. It is a transcript of the gene Nacalpha, whose product is annotated as nascent polypeptide associated complex protein alpha subunit. Lineage: Eukaryota; Metazoa; Arthropoda; Insecta; Diptera; Drosophilidae. The record is from RefSeq and is a predicted model, not a curated record. Gene Ontology annotation, cellular component: nascent polypeptide-associated complex; cytoplasm. Gene Ontology annotation, biological process: protein targeting to membrane.
AAAGAUGCCUGAACUGACCGAAAUCAAGAACGAGGCUGCGCCCUCCACCUCCGCCGAGGCGAAACCCGAGGACGUGCGCGUCGAGGACGACGGCAGCGACAGCGACUCGGAUGGCGGCAUGCCCGGUUUGGAGGAGGCUGGAGCGGCCACCACGCAGCUGGGCGGCGGUGCCACCGGCCUGCCCAUCGACCUGGUGUCCAAGGCUAAGCAGUCGCGCGGCGAGAAGAAGGCCAGGAAGAUCAUGCUGAAGCUGGGACUCAAGCAGAUCCAGGGCGUCAACCGGGUGACGAUCAGGAAGUCGAAGAACAUCCUGUUCGUGAUCAACAACCCCGAUGUGUACAAGAACCCGCACAGCGACACGUACAUCGUGUUCGGCGAGGCCAAGAUCGAGGAUCUGUCGCAGCAGGCCCAGGUGGCUGCCGCCGAGAAGUUCAAGGCCCCCGAGGCUGCUGGCGCUGCCGACAGCGUGGGAGCCACCACAUCGGUGGCCCCGAUUGCCGAGGAAGACGAGGAGGAGGUCGAUGACACCGGCGUGGAUGAGAAGGACAUCGAGCUGGUCAUCACGCAGGCCAACACGACGCGGGCCAAGGCCAUCAAGGCCUUGAAGAACAACAGCAACGACAUAGUCAACGCCAUCAUGGAGCUGACCAUGCUCUAAAGCGGGCUCCAGCUGAUGCUGAACUCCUGAUUUUGUUGUUUACCCGCCUUUCGAUACACUACUGACCCAAAUGUUGUGCCUGCCCCCCGCGGGCAGCAUGUUACACCAGUCGAACAUUUAAUUAUAUUUCAAAAGAUUAUUGAGUCUUAAUAAAAGUGGAUUUCUUUCAGAUA